GUAGAGACGACUUUUUUUUUUAUUUUUUUGCAACCACUUAAAUAUUCUUUCUUGAGAAUUCUUUCUCUUUAAGCUAAAGAAAGUACAACUGCCCAGCAUGUCUCGUUUCUUCCGUAGUACUUCCGAUUCAGAAUCUGAUUCUGAGACCUCAUCCUCUGAAAAUGAAUCUCUCUACUCUCAGUCCGAUUCCGAGUAUGACUCUUCUGACGCCGAGAGUUAUCAUUCAGACAAUGAACAAAAAGAACAACAGCCCCGUAACCGUUUCUUGAGAGGCGGCAGCGACUCUGAAGAUUCCGAUGACGAGUCCAACCAGAAACGUCAAGCUAAAUCACAAAAGGAUAAACGACUCGAAGAAAUGGAAAAUGCUGUGAAGGCCAUCGAAAAUGGACAAAAAAAUAGUGAUUGGAAUCUGAUUGCCACUGAAUUCGAUAAAUUGACCAUCACUGUCAACAGAGCCACAUCAGGUUUUAACGCCAUUCCUAUGCCCAAGUUUUACAUCAAAAUUAUGGUUGAAAUCGAAGACUUUUUGGCUGAAAGUUUACAAAAAGAUAAAGGCAAUAAGAAGAAGAGUGGCAAUACCAAAGCUAUGAACAAUUUGAAGCAAAAACUCAGAAAGCUCAGUAAACAAUAUGAGGAGCUUAUUGCUGCUUAUAGAAAGGAUCCCGAAGAAUUUAUGAAAGAAGAAGAAGUUAAGGAGGAACCCGUCAAGCCAACCAAGCAAGAAGAGCAACAGACCGUUGCCACAGCUGAUGAUGAUGAAGGAUUCUCUUCAGUUGGUAAGGGUGGUAAAGUUACAGCUACUGUCACUCCUCAAAAUGUUUUAGCUCGUUUGAGAGACAUCUUGGAAAGUCGUGGUAAAAAGAAUACUGAUCGUAGCGAGCAAAUCAGCACUUUAGAAUCCUUGUUGGAGGCUGCCUCCUCUCCUUUCCAAAAGAUCUCUGUUCUGUUAGCCCUUCUUGCUUCUCGAUUCGAUAUCACUGGUGUCAAAGCACCUUUUAUGGAUCUCACUGCAUGGAACUCAUCUGCUAAGGAAUUCAAUACUUUACUCGAAGUUCUCGAAAAGAAUAGAUCUUUCGUUGUCACAGAAGAUGCUGAGGAUUUGGAUAAUGAAGAUAAAGAUAUUACUCCCAAAGAAGGCGAAGUUGUCAAGAUCCGUGGAUCAAUUCUCAGUUUUGUUGAACGUUUAGAUGAUGAAUUUACUAAAUCUCUCCAAAACAUCGACCCUCACGCCCCUGAUUAUAUUGAACGCCUCAAGGAUGAAGCUUCUGUCUACGCCAUGUUAGAUCGUGCACAAGUUUACUGUAAAGACACCGGUAUUAACUUUGCUCUUCCCAGAAUUGUUGCUCGUAAAUUGGACCAUGUUUAUUAUAAGCCUGAACAACUAGUUGCAUCUCUCCAAGUUGCCAGCAAAAAAUUGUUACCCGAGUACAUUGUUUCCAAAAUUGCUCAGACCGAAGAUGGCACCAAUACAGUCAAUCAGCUCUGUAAUUUCCUUUACAAGGAAGAUUCUACUGUCUUCCGUACUCGUGCCAUGCUCUGCCACAUUUACUAUUAUGCUCUUCACAAGAAGUUCCACACUGCUCGUGACUUGUUAUUAAUGUCUCACGUUCAAGAUAACAUUCACCAAGCUGACAUCUCUACGCAAAUCUUAUAUAACCGUGCCAUGGUUCAAAUCGGUAUUUGCGCUUUCCGUGAUGGAUUUAUCAAGGAAGCCCAUGCCGCUCUUUCUGAAAUCCAAGGUACCGGUCGUGUUAAAGAAUUAUUGGCCCAAGGUGUCCAAGCGCAACGUCAAACUGGCAACCCUGAAGUCGAUGCUGCUGAACGUCAACGUCAGCUGCCCUUCCACAUGCACAUCAACUUGGAACUUUUGGAAUGUAUUUUCUUGACUUGUUCUAUGCUUUUAGAAAUCCCUGCACAAGCCCAGGCUGGACCUAACGGCGGUAAGAAGUUUAUCUCCAAGCCUUUCCGCAGAUUAUUGGAUUACAAUGAACGUCAAGCCUUCAUUGGUCCCCCUGAAAAUACCAGAGAUCACAUCAUGAGCGCAGCUAAGGCUUUAGCUUCUGGUGAAUGGGAAAGGGCCAGAGAUUUCAUUUUAGCUAUCAAGGUUUGGGAUUUGAUGACAGAAACCAAGGAAAUCAAGGAAAUGCUUGUCCGCAAAAUCCAAGAAGAAGGUCUUCGCACUUACUUGUUCACCUAUUGCAGUUAUUAUGCUACUUUGGGUUUGAGCCAACUAUCCGCCAUGUUUGAUUUACCUGUCUCCACUGUUUCUGCGAUCGUUUCUAAGAUGAUCUUCAAUGAAGAGCUCGCUGCUUCUCUAGAUCAAGUUACUCAAUGCAUUGUUCUUCAUCAAGUUGAACUCUCUAGACUUCAAACAUUGGCUUUACAGUACUCUGAAAAAGUUGCCAAUCUUGUAGAUCAAAAUGAACGUGCAGCUCAUAUCAAUGGUGAUGGCAAUACCAAUAACAACAACAAUAGAAAUGCAAACUACACACAACAUCAACAUUCUUAUGCUCAACAUGUGCGUUCAUAAUGAAACCUGCUUUAAAUUUAUAAUUUUUUUGUAAAGAGUGUCCCUUUUCAUCUUUUUUUCCCCUUUUGUAUCAAGUAAUAAAAUACUAUAUAUGCACAUAUUCUACUCUCGUUGAUAAAGUUGUGUGUGCUCUCCCUUACCUUCUGAAAAUAAAUCACCAGCCUGUAACCGUGGAUCAUUGGAGAUCAGUAAGCUUCGCAAAAGUAUGCGUUUACAAUUG
Messenger RNA from Mycotypha africana, 2750 nucleotides. Its product is annotated as eukaryotic translation initiation factor 3 subunit 8 N-terminus-domain-containing protein. Bases 98 to 2530 code for a protein of 810 amino acids. The transcript has 4 exons. NCBI's taxonomy places the organism in Eukaryota, Fungi, Mucoromycota, Mucoromycetes, Mucorales, Mycotyphaceae. The record is from RefSeq and is a predicted model, not a curated record. Gene Ontology annotation, molecular function: RNA binding; translation initiation factor activity; translation initiation factor binding. Gene Ontology annotation, cellular component: eukaryotic translation initiation factor 3 complex. Gene Ontology annotation, biological process: translational initiation.